ACGCGGGAAAACAGCGGGAAUGAGGGCCACGCCGAGUCAAACGUAGACAGGCGAGAAAUUACCGAGCGGGGAGACGCUCGUGUCGGACUUUUAUUGCAAGAUUUUGCUGGAGAAGAGACUGCACGAGCACCGAGAGGAGGUGGAAAGGGAAGAAGAUAAAGUGAAAAGGAGAAGUGGAAGUUCUCAUCCCAUGGUCACCACACAUGCCUGAUUUAGCCGAUAAGACGGAACAUCUUAAAUUUCAUAUCCCACCAUUGGUUGUGCUCCAUUCUCUGGCCUCUCCAGCUGAGCGACUGCCCAUGUUCCCCAAGCUUUGUUAUUUCAGCUACACUGCGGGCAUGCUCCAGUGCUGAGCUCCGCUGCUUAGCCGUACCAUGACCAGUCUCAAGCGUUCCCAGACCGAGCGCUCUGUGGGCGGCUCUGUUCCCGCCACAGAUGAGUUCUACACUCGCCGUCUGCGCUUGCCUAACGUAGGUGCACCGCCCCCUCGCAGCGAGAGCACACACUCGACUGGCACACCCGGAGUUCCAAAAAUGGGCGUUCGUGCACGGGUCGCCGACUGGCCCCCUAGAAAAGAUGGCGGCAGUGGAGGUGGUGAAAAGGGAGGGGGUGUGUGGCACAUCACGGUGGAGACGGACACCCCUUCCACCACGACUGGAAGUGCGCAAAGCAACUUGUCAACAAAGCUUGGUCACCUGAUCAGCCCUCAGGAUUCAUCCAUGCUGCGUAAUAUUCACAACACGCUCAAGAACAAGAUGCACAGCAAAGGUAAAGACAAUCGCUUCCUGUCCCCUGACGGUUAUCUCGGUUCGCCCCGGAAGGGCAUGCGUCGCAUUCGACAGCGCAGCAACAGCGAUAUUACCAUUAGUGAACUGGACGGCGAUGGCAGCGAGGGUUGGUCUUUCUCAGGUUGGACGCCCAUGCAUAGAGAGUAUGGGAGUACCUCUUCUAUUGACAAACACGGCGUGUCUGGCGAAAGCUUCUUCGACAUGCUUAAAGGCUACCAGACGGAUGCUCCUGACCAGCGUAGCCCAGCCCCUGAAAAGUUGAGCGAGUUGCUGACCGUAGCCCACAAACAAACUGCCCUCGACCUGCCUGAUGGACCUCUGGCUCCUCCACGUGGCAGUCCCGCCAGUCGCCUGAAAGAAAGGGAAAAGCACAUGAAGCGGCGCUCAAAAUCAGAGACGGGAGGAGAGUCCAUCUUUCGAAAGCUGCGUAGCGUCAAAGCCGAAGGGGAUUCGUCACGGGCAGGUUCCGACGCGGAGGACGGGAAGUCCGACGAUGCUGGUCCUCCGCCCAAACCGUGGGUCUGCCAGAAGGGUUUUGCGCACUUUGACGUCCAGAGCAUUCUGUUUGACCUGAACGAGGCUGUACAGAGUCGACAAAGUGCUGUUAAGAGGAAGAACACCACCACGGGUGCCUCUGCCGCAGCUGCAGCCUCAGCUUCAAACACCUCAUCUCUCUCCUCAACCCAGAGCGGGGCUUACGGAUCUCCUUGUGGAAGCCAGGAAGAGCUUAACAUCAAAGACGGGCCAUCUCUUGACUCCGGUGAUGACAAGACUAAUGACCUGGUACUCAGCUGCCCGUGUUUCCGUAACGAAAUCGGGGGUGAGGGUGAAAGAAACAUCAGCCCUUCCAAACAGGGCAGUAUUGGAAGUGGUGCCUCCAGCUCUUCAAGAGAUGAAGAUGGAUCUCCCGAAAGAGCUCCCAACACACAUUUUAGCAACGCAGGGGUGGCUGUUCUUGAAGCGCCCAAGGAUGGAAAGAGUCUCCAUCAUGAUCGGGGAAAGAGCAACAUAGUUGAACACGUGGACUUGGGUGCCUACUAUUACAGAAAAAACUUUUACUUGAGAGAGCACUGGAACUACUUGGGUGUGGAUGAGACACUGGGGCCAGUUGCCGUGAGCAUCCGUCGAGAGAAACUGGAGGACCACAAAGAACACGGCCCGCAGUUUAAUUACAGGAUCAUCUUCAGAACCAGUGAGUUAACAACCUUGCGGGGCUCUAUUUUGGAGGACACUGUGCCGUCCACCUCUAAGCAUGGCUUAGCUCGAGGAUUGCCCCUAAAAGAGGUGUUGGAAUAUUUGGUACCCGAGCUUAAUGCCCACUGCCUCCGACUUGCCCUCAACACACCCAAGGUCACAGAGCAGCUGAUGAAACUGGAUGAACAGGGGCUCAGUUUCCAGCUGAAGGUUGGAGUGAUGUACUGCCAGGCCGGACAGAGCAGCGAGGAGGAGAUGUACAAUAAUGAGGCAGCAGGUCCCGCCCUAGAAGAGUUCCUGCAGUUGCUAGGGGAACGGGUGCGCCUCAAGGGCUUCUCCAAGUACCGUGCCCAGCUGGACACCAAAACGGACUCUACAGGAACACACUCUUUAUACACAACUUUUAAAGACUAUGAGGUCAUGUUCCACGUAUCGACAAUGCUGCCCUACACGCCUAAUAACAAACAGCAGCUCCUUAGAAAAAGACAUAUUGGAAAUGACAUCGUCACCAUUGUGUUUCAAGAGCCGGGAGCAAAACCCUUCAGCCCCAAGAACAUCCGCUCACACUUUCAGCACGUCUUUGUGGUCGUACGGGUGCACAACGCAUGCUCUGAAAAUACCUGCUACAGCGUGGCCGUAGCUCGCUCAAGAGACGUGCCUGCUUUCGGACCACCCAUUCCUGAAGACGCCACAUUCCCGAAGUCCACCGUCUUUCGAGAUUUCCUGCUGGCGAAGGUGAUCAACGCUGAAAAUGCCGCUCACAAGUCCGACAAGUUCCGCGCCAUGGCCACUCGGACGCGACAGGAGUACUUGCGGGAUCUGGCCGAGCGUCAUGUCACGAGCACACCUAUCGAUCCCUCGGGUAAAUUCCCUUUUAUUUCUCUGGCCCACAAACGUAAAGAGAAGACUCGGCCUUACCUCGGCGCAGAGCUACGCAGCCCGGGGGCCAUCACCUGGCCCGUAUACGCCGAAGACCACGGAGCGGGAGGAGAACUGGAGGCCCUGUUGGCCAUUUCGAAUGACUUUUUGGUGUUGGUGGACGCAGAGGCCAAGGCUGUGGUCUUUAACUGCGCUGUCAAGGAUGUGAUUGGUUGGACGCUGGGAAGCCCCGCUUCCAUGAAGAUCUACUACGAACGUGGGGAGAGCAUCUCACUGCGCUCCAUGAAUAACAACACAGAGGACUUUCGUGAGGUUGUUAAACGAUUGGAGCAUCUCACUAAAGGCUGUGAAACUAGUGAGAUGACCCUGCGGAGGAACGGCCUGGGCCAGCUCGGCUUUCACGUUAACUACGAGGGCAUCGUGGCAGAGGUGGAGCCGUACGGUUACGCCUGGCAGGCUGGGCUGCGGCAAGGCAGCCGAUUGGUAGAGAUUUGCAAGGUGGCGGUGGCGACGCUUUCACAUGAACAGAUGAUAGACCUUCUCCGCACCUCAGUAACUGUAAAAGUUGUGAUCAUACCACCCCAUGAGGAUGCUACACCUCGCAGGGGAUGUUCAGAAUUGCAUCGGAUGCCGGAUGUAGAGUACAAGGGCACCAAUGAGAGCGGUUCAUUUGAGUACAAGUUUCCUUUCCGUAGCAAUAACAACAAAUGGCAACGGACAUCAUCCAGCCCACAGCAGUCUCUCACCGCCUCGCCCCAGAGUCACAGCGGAACCCCAAACCGUGCUGUUAGCCUGGGUGCCAGCAUGGGUAAGACCCUCUCUGCCGAGCGUCCUGAAAGAGCCGCUGCCAUUCCUCGCAGCGUGUCCAGCGACGGCCGUCCUCUGGACUCCAAAAGGAUGUCUCCGGGUUCUGAGAACUAUUCCCUGACCUCCUCUCUAAUGCUGGGCCGCUCGCCGCACAACCGCAGUUCCCCCAGUAAUCUCUCCUGCUCCAGUGACACUGGCUCGGGCAGCUCAGCUCACUGGAGGCAGAAGUCCAUGCCUGAGGGAUUUGCGCACAACAGGCACUCUCCUCUCCCAGCGGAGCGGCAAAUGGUGGCAGAAGGAGGAAGCAGCGGCAAGUCGACCCCCAGCUGGCCCAGAGUGGAGGACGGUUCUGAUAGACCCCCAUCAGAUGCCCCAGUCACUAAAUCUGGCUCCUCCUAUUCGGGUGGCCCACGUAUCCAGAGGCAGGAGCAGGUAAUUCAUCUGUCCCCCAAGAAAGGCAGCCAGGAAGGUCCAUAUUCCCACUCCAGCAGCAAUACCCUCUCCAGCACCGCCUCUAGUGGCGCUCACAGUGAUGAUAAAUGGUAUGAUCUGACUGGCGGAGGACUCGGAGACCAGCCGGACUCCGAGCCCAACGGUCUGGGUGGCGGUUACCUGCAGGGCGCUUCAGCAGACAGCGGAAUUGACGCCACGUCCUACGCCCCCCCUCACGGGAGUUCAAGUUCUCUGUUGGCGGUGGGAGCUUCUGGGGCCAGAGAGAGGACUGCUUCACCCUGGCACAGCCCUACAGAGGGUGGCCGUAGGGUACUUGAGAGGUCUCCUCCCGCUGCGGAGUCCCCGGUGUCCCCUGCGGACGUGCCACCUACUACCAGAAGCCCACCAACUCACCUGCUGGUCAGGGAUGGCAGUUCAUAUAGUCUGAGCGACAUGGCCUCCUUUUCCAGCACACGUCAUUCCGUCAGCCCUGCGGUCAUGAGCUCCACUCACAGCUCCCCACGUGAAGAGUCUUCCUCUGCCACCUCCCCCUCCUCAUCUUCCUCCCAGAGCUCGGUGUCACCCGGCCCCAAGAGCUUCUAUCCUCGCCAGGGAGCCACUAGCAAGUACUUGAUUGGCUGGAGGAAACCGGGCAGCACCAUUAACUCGGUGGACUUCGGAGAUGCACGCAAAAGAGCUCUUGGUGAAGGACCGGAUGGUGGAUUAUCUCAGACCAGACCUUCUCUUAGAGAUCUGCACUCUCCUCAAGCUAUGUGCAAAUCCACAAUGGAAGAGGACCUCAAGAAAAUCAUCACAAUAGACAGUCCAUCCAAACAACACAAACAACACAAGGAGAAGCCCUCCUCCUCAAGUCCUGCAACCUCAGGGCGACGUUCUCUACACCGCACCCUGUCAGAUGAGAGUAUAUACCGGGGUCAAAGGCUGCCGUCCCUGGGAGACUCCAUUUUGGAGCAGGCUCUAGCGAGUGACGUGCUUUUCAGCUGUUCCACCCUUCCACGAUCUCCAACCACCCGUGGGGCUCCACUGCGCAGACCCUCCUACAAAAUGGGCAUUAAGAUGCAUGGUGACCUCUCAGCGUCUGACACCUCUCUAGCAGACCUGCACGAGCGGCAUAGGCUGCCACCGCCUGAACUGGGUCUCCUGCCCCUCCCGGACACGGACACAGACAGCGGCCUGGACUGGACCCACCUCGUGGACGCUGCUAAUGCUUUCGAGGGUGAGAGAAGACCACAGCGCAUCCAGAGAGGGUUUGUGUUUAGUUCUCAGGACGUCAGUCAGAGAGGAGAAAGUUCUCAACAUCUUGAACUUCAAUCAGUGUCCCAUUCCAGACUGUCACCAAGUGAGGGACCUACAAGCUACAGUGGGAAGGUUUCUCAGUUGGAGGCUUUGGUGAAAUUGUUGCAAGAGGACUUGAAGAAGGAAAGGGAAGAGAAAUUGAAACUGCAGGCGCAAAUUAAAAGGCUUUGGGAAGACAAUCAAAGGCUGCAGGAAGAGUCGCAGAGCUCCGCUGCCAAGCUCAAGAAGUUCACCGAGUGGGUCUUCAACACCAUCGAUCUAAACUGAGGCUUCUACAGAAGACAGGCAAGAUCAAUGGACUUUGAAGACCACCGGAUAAACUCUUUCCUUGUACAGUACGCUACCGGAUUGAGAAUUCAACGUUAUUUGAUAUUCACAUGAAAAUCCAUAAACUGUCAAACAUCGCAAACUCUCUUGAUAAUAACCGACACUGACAUGACUCUCAAAGUCAGAGGAGGGCUCGUUUUCGUGAUGACUUCCCUCUAGAUCCCUCGGGAUGCUAUUAAGAAAAAGCCGCAGGAGUAACUUACAACUAUGGCUGAUUCGGCCCAUUUGGUCCAUUCUGGUUUCUCCUACGCCCUGCUUACGACCGACAACCUGACGUUCUGUUUUAGACGUUUGGACAGUGCUGCAGACCCAAUUCAUUAAAUCAGAAAGCAAGUCGAAGACCUGCCUUGAUGAAUCUGUGAAAUUUUGAGCCGAAAUUUGUGCUUUCCCCCCAACCGUUCAGCAAACAAAUUUGUGUAAAGCCUAUCCGCAUGCUGUGACGAAUCAAUCUACAGUACCAACUCCACGUCCGCUUGCAUUUCAAAAGAAGGAUUUUGACAGGUUUCCGAGGUGGCAUGAAGUGAUUUGCUCAUAAUGAAGUCAAUAUUUGUGAUGUUACGUCUCAACAUCAAUCAAAGCAAUAGCAGGGAGUCGAUAUCCUUGUCUUAUAGACUGAAGGACUUAAAGCAAAACGUAACGUCUGACAAUACCCUGCCUUGAUUCCUCUCAAGUAAAGCAACUGUACGUCUGCGGUACGAACGCUGAAGACUCUGCGGUCUCCGAAAAUGCCCAUGUGGAUUUAAAGGACAAGUCUUAUUUUUGGGAACAGUUCAGUUAUUUAUUUCAUUAUUUCAUGUUACGAGUAAAUAAUUAAGAUGCUCUAUGCGUGCAGUACAACGGACAUCUGUGAAUAGCAUUUAUUUAGCGAGGGGAUGUCACUUGCUUUGGAUUUUGUUUUUAUUCUUCAUUUUAGUAGAGUUCUGCCUGAUCUGCAGUAUCUUUAGUUGUGCGAGUUGUGGUGCCCUAGUCUGCUAUUGUAUCGCUUUAGUGCCAUCUAGUGGUGAUAAUAAGUGACUUCUCUGAUCUUUUCCAGUUUGUUUCCAUGUUGCCUAUACAGACACUCAUACAAACAGCAGUGUUGGAAACUUUUAGACAAGAGAAAAACGAUUAGAUGUAGACACACGGGUUUAAUAUCAGGGAUAAGAGGAGGUGCCUUUUUGAGAAAACGGAUUAAACUGGCUUAAUAAAAGUAUGAGAAGCCUUUCAUGGGAGGUGCGCCUCAACCCAGCUCCCAUGAAAAAUACGACAGCCUGCUUGCAGAACAUGCAUACACAGUGUUCAGGUGCCCUGUGAAUAUAUAUUUUUUUCCCCGUGUGGCCUGACAUUGCAUAAUAAUAAGCGAUGAAACCUGGAGAAAUGAACCGGGUUCACUGCCUGAGAUCAAUAACAUUGAACAGUAAUCUCACACCCUGUAAUAGCACUUUGCUCUUGUUGUCAGUUCCUCACAUGAACGUAGUGGCAUUAGGUCAGCCAUUAAAGACCAAACCUCCUGCCCUGCUUCUAUCAUUGACCCAGUAACAUGCAGUAGUAUAGAUCUCCAUUUUCUAGUUAGCGGGGCUUGUUUAUACUGUUCAGCGAGCACUAGCCAAUUUCUCAGUACUCAAGUCGGAGUCGAUUUCUGGAUACUUUACGUAUUAUGAAGAAGAUUUGCACAGUGGAUCUGGAGGUGACUUCGAUCCGAGUCGGUGAGCCAGUGAGUCGUAAUCGAUUCUGUUCUAGGAAUCAUUAGAAGAGUCUCAGAAAUCGCCUCCUGAUGCCAGCAGAGAGCGACAGAGCAAGAAUGCUAAACAUUUUGCCACAAUCAAAGCUCCCUGCACAAAAAUGACCCUAAAAAUGAGAUUGUUAGUUUCGUUCCUGCACGGCUUUCGAUUUUUGUUUCCAAUUUUGCUCCCUCGGUCAAGUGGGUGUAAUAAGAACAUCAAACUCACUGACUGAAGAAAAUAUGACUGCUUUUCUUAUAUCUCAUAUAUAUAUAUAUACCGUUCCCUCCGGUAUUCAUUUCUCUAUGAUAAUUUUUAAACGCAUAGAUGGUUUUGUUCACGGUAAAUAUUAAUGACUGUGGGAAUGUAAAUGUUUUUUUUAUUAUCCAUUCUCUUACGUCUUGUAAUUUUGUUUUUAGUUGCUCGAUUUAAAUUUCUUUGCACUGUUUUUUUUUUUAUUUUGUAUAAAUCUAUUGCUGUUGGUUUAUGGACAUGCAUAAACAUAUGGCUCUUGAUGUUGUUUCUUGUUCUUACGUAUGCAGUCUCUUUUGAAAGAGAUGAGUCGUUUCCCGCCUCACAUCUCUUUAUAUCGUGUCAUUAGACGUUAUUCCAUAUAUUCUCCCAUUUAAACUUUAAAGAUGAUGAUGAUGUGCACAUUUUUAAAAAAGGAGCAUUAUGACUACAAACAAAAAGUACUGUUUACAUAUGCCGUUCAUCUUUGUAAAGUGUAGAGGUUUAAAAAGAGAUGAUUUCCAGUGAUUACAGUAUUAAGGUUUCAUAAAUAAAUAAUAAUAAUAAAAACUUGAUUCGAGGUGCUGUAAUUAUUCAUAUUCAACUUGAUCGCUCGUGCUCGCCGCCCACUCUAUGAGGUGUAAUCCGCUAUUGCUUUCUGAGCCAAUAAAUUAAAUUUAAUGCCAUAGUUGAAUGUCA
This is a messenger RNA of Paramisgurnus dabryanus, 8374 nucleotides long. It is a transcript of the gene sipa1l1, whose product is annotated as signal-induced proliferation-associated 1 like 1. The record is from RefSeq and is a predicted model, not a curated record. Gene Ontology annotation, molecular function: GTPase activator activity; protein binding. NCBI's taxonomy places the organism in Eukaryota, Metazoa, Chordata, Actinopteri, Cypriniformes, Cobitidae. Gene Ontology annotation, cellular component: cytoplasm. Gene Ontology annotation, biological process: regulation of small GTPase mediated signal transduction.